AUACAGUUUCUUUAGAGUUUACAAGUAGCCCUUUAGUAGAAUUCGAAACUGCAAAUGAAAGUAUAAAUUUAUUGACUAUUGAAGCAGAUGAAGCAACUGAGGAAAUGGAACCGGCUGAAACACAUCUCAACAAUUACGCCAAAGCUGUGGGAUUCACUUUAUGUCGAAAGCGAGUAGUAACGGAUAGUAAUGGAGAAGUUCGACGACAUACAUUUGAGUGUUCAUGUUCUGGGGAAUCAGUUAGCAAUCAAGUUAUAGAUCUUUCUAGACAGCGUGAUCGUGCUUCAAUAAAGGUUUCAUGUUCAUGGCACAUUAAUCUAUAUAAACAAAAAUUAUCACCGAAUGUGACUAUUACAAGUAUAGUGGGGGAGCAUAACCAUCAGUUGCAACCAGAUGCCGCCUUAUUUGCUCCAAAAUACAGAAAACUUUCUUCGGAAAUUUUGGAAACAAUAGAGUUUUACAUUACAAAAGGCAAUAUGGGAUCCAAACAAAUUUUACCUCUAUUAACCGCGCAAUUCUCUAAUCAUAUAAUUCAUAAAUCUGACCUAUAUAAUGCUGUCCAAAGGUUUAGAAGGCCAAUAAAUCAACAUCACGGUGAAGCUCAAAAGUUUGUUGAAUGUUUGUUACAGCUAAAGAAUCAGGAUCCUGGGUGGAUUGUUCAUAUUAGAAUAGACCCAUAUGAUAAUCGGUUGUUAGGAGUGUUUUGGAU
Cetraspora pellucida is the source of this 709-nucleotide messenger RNA. NCBI's taxonomy places the organism in Eukaryota, Fungi, Glomeromycota, Glomeromycetes, Diversisporales, Gigasporaceae. The record is from the annotation of a GenBank genome assembly.